Messenger RNA from Acanthamoeba castellanii str. Neff, 1059 nucleotides. RefSeq lists its product as uncharacterized. Gene Ontology annotation, cellular component: endoplasmic reticulum. Gene Ontology annotation, molecular function: L-ascorbic acid binding; procollagen-proline 4-dioxygenase activity; iron ion binding. Gene Ontology annotation, biological process: peptidyl-proline hydroxylation to 4-hydroxy-L-proline. The transcript is spliced from 7 exons. The coding region runs from base 1 to 1059 and encodes 352 amino acids. Lineage: Eukaryota; Discosea; Longamoebia; Acanthamoebidae. The record is from RefSeq and is a predicted model, not a curated record.
AUGGAGCCGGCGCAGGUCGAUGGCGGCAGCGGCAAGUUCAGGAGCCUGCCCCAUCCCCCCUCCCUAUUGUCGUCCGCUCACCACGGGCAGCGGAGGCGUGUACUCGAUGUGAGAGGCGGUGGCGAAGAGGAGGUGGGACUGCUCGUGGAGAACGUGCUCACGCCCGACGAGUGCGCCUUCUACGUGCGCCACCUGGACGAAGCCGGCAUGCAGCCCCUGGCGGCAGGAUCCGCCUCCUCUUCAGCUUCGGCCUCCGGUGAAGGCGAGUUUCCGGCGCACUACCGCACCAGCGACCGCCUCCUGACCCUCUCGCCCGACGCCGCUCGCGCCCUCUUCGAGCGCCUGCUGCCCUGCCUCCGUCCCUCUGAUGCGGUGGGGGUGCCCAUGGGGCCGGGGACUGAGGGCGUGUGGCUGCCCGUGGGGCUCAACGAGUGCCUCAAGUUUGCCCGCUACCAUCCCGGAGGCCACUUCAGUGCGCACAUCGACGGGCCGUGGGUGCCGAGCGCCAAGCGGGCGAGCAUGUUCACGGUGGUGAUCUACCUCAACGACGCCCGCUCGCAGCCGUCCUGCGUGGGCGGCCACACCAACUUCCUACGGCCGGCCAUCAACACACCACAGGCCCAGAGAAUCACUGAGUCCGCAGCAGAGUCGCAUAUCGCCAGGAGUCAGCAGGAGCACAACGUGGUAUACAGCGUUGAGCCCAAGACCGGUUCGGCCGUCGUGUUUCGCCACGAGCUGCUGCACGAGGGCGCACCGCUGCUAAGCGGCGUCAAGUACAUCCUGCGGACGGAGCUCAUCUUCGAGCGGGUGGACUCGGCCCUCACGCCGCGCUCGAUCUCACCCGAAGAAGAGCUGGCAUGGACUCGGAUCGUGAGCCUCUACGAACUCUCCGAGUCGCUGUACCGCGACAGGGACUCGACCGGGUUUGUGGAGGCCUACCUGGAGGCCCUCGAAUUGCAGCGCAGCUUCACGCCCAGCGCCUCCGCUGGUCGGGCCACCCUGCCAUUCUCCGUAUACGCCUCCCCUCAAGGCCAUUUUCACACUACCCAUGGCCAGUGA